This is a messenger RNA of Durusdinium trenchii, 432 nucleotides long. The record is from the annotation of a GenBank genome assembly. Lineage: Eukaryota; Dinophyceae; Suessiales; Symbiodiniaceae.
AUGACCGAGGACUCUUGUCCAUAUGAUUGGCAGCGGCAGCCAAUGCCGGUCCCUUCCGAACUGCAAGCCUUAGCCGGGGCGGAGGUUUUGAGCAGAGAUGAGGUGUCCUUCUUGACGGACACCAAUGUGGAAAAUGAUUUUGGCCUUCCUCGCACCGUUUGGCCUUUCCGCGGCGUCACUUGGGCAGUGUCCCGGAGAUAUUUUAAGAAGCAUUUGCUUCAAGAGUCUAAGUGGGACUCAGUUUCAAAGACGCUCUCAGGCAAUCAAGCGUGUUUUCGCAUGUUCUACUAUCGACGUGCGGCCCUACUUUGUGAGAUGGGUCCCCGCAGUCGGAGACGUCACAAGUUCGACCCGGAUUUCUUUGAUAGGCAAGAGAGAAGAUUCUGGAGUUCAGACAAUGAGAAUGGAGAUCAUGAGCUGCCGGAGCAAUGA